GGGGGGAUCUGUUGUGACUGGACAUGAAUUCGGCGGAACAGACGGUGACAUGGUUGAUCACGCUCGGGGUGCUGGAGUCGCCGAAGAAGACCAUCUCGGAUCCCGAAGCGUUCCUGCAGAGCUCCCUGAAGGAUGGGGUGGUGCUGUGCCGGCUGCUGGAGCGGCUCAGCCCCGGGUCCACGGAGAAAAUUUACCAGGAACCGAAGAACGACGGCGAGUGUCUGAGCAACAUAAAGGAGUUUCUGAAGGGCUGCUUGUCGUUCCGCGUCGAGCCGUUUGAGGCCAGUGACCUGCUGCUGGGACUGAACUUCUCCAAGGUGCUGAGCAGUCUGGUCGCUCUGAAUAAAGUGACUGCAGAUAUCGGAGUGGGCAGCGAUUCGGUGUGUGCCCGACACUCUUCUGCCCACCGCAUCAAGUCCUUCGAGUCGCUGUCUUCCCAGUCUUCACUGGGCCGAUCCUCCAAGCUGCUGCAGAACCAGUUUCGCAGUCUGGACAUGUCGGAGAACAGUGGACAGCAGGUGCUGGUGAAAGCACGCUUCGACUUCCAGCAGACCAACGAGGAUGAGCUCUCCUUCGCCAAGGGGGACAUCAUCGGUGUGACUCGCCAGGAGGAUGGCGGUUGGUGGGAGGGGCUGCUCAACGGGACGAGUGGCUGGUUUCCUAGCAACUAUGUCCGCGAGGUCAAGGGCUCUGACAAACAAGUGUCUCCCAAGUCGGGGACCCUGAAGAGUCCCCCUAAAGGCUUUGACACUUCUGCAAUCAGCAAGACCUACUACAACCUGGUGUUGCAAAACAUUUUGGAAACAGAGACAGAAUAUUCAAAGGAACUUCAGAGCCUCCUGACAAACUACCUGCGACCUCUUCAGAGCAUUGACAAGCUGAGCAGCUCGGAUGUGGCUCUAAUUCUGGGAAACCUGGAGGAGAUCAGCACCUUCCAGCAGAUGCUCGUCCAAUCGCUGGAGGAGUGCACCAAGCUUCCAGAGAGUCAGCAAAGAGUGGGGGGCUUCUUUCUCAACCUCAUGCCACAGAUGAAAGCUUUGUAUAUCGGUUACUGCUCCAACCAUCCCUGUGCAGUCAAUGUGCUCACCCAGUACAGUGACGUAUUGGGGGAGUUCAUGGAGGGGAGGGGGGCCGUCAUCCCUGGGAUCCUCACCCUGACCACGGGCCUCAGUAAACCCUUCAUGAGAAUCGACAAGUACCCCAACUUACUCAAAGAGCUGGAGAGGCACAUGGAGGAGACUUACCCCGACAGGCCAGACAUCCAGAAGUGCAUGGCGUCUUUCAAAAAUCUGUCUGCUCAGUGUCAGGAGGUGCGGAAGCGUAAGGAGCUGGAGCUGCAGAUUCUCACCGAGUCAAUCCGCCUGUGGGAGGGGGAUGACAUCAAGACGCUGGGCUCUGUGCUUUACAUGAGCCAGGUCUUAGUCCAGAGUCCUGGCGCCGAGGAGAAGAGUGAGCGUUACCUCAUGCUCUUCCAUCACGUCCUCCUCAUGUUGUCUGCCAGCCCCAGGAUGAGCGGCUUCAUAUUCCAGGGAAAAUUGCCCCUGACCAGUAUGACAGUGAACAAACUAGAAGACUGUGAAGCCCAUAAAAAUGCUUUUGAGCUCAAUGGAGCUUUGUUUGACCGUCUCCACGUGGCGUGCACCAACCAGCAGGACCUGCAGGACUGGGUGGAGCAUCUGAGCCGACAGAUCAAACGCACCUCAGCCACAGCGCCCAGCCACAAACCUCUCACCGUGCCCUGCCACACGCUCCCAUCUCACCCCCUCACCCCAUCCCGGCAUGCUGAGGGCAGGGCCAUGACAGUGGCCCCCACCUACCACACCCUGCCUCACCCCUCCUCCCAUGGAUCAUCUCACAGCACUAUGAUGUGGGGUCCACUGGAGCCGCCCAACACCCCGAAACCCUGGAGCCUGAGCUGCUUGAGGCCUGCACCCCCUCUAAGGCCCUCUGCCGCUCUCUGCUACAAGGAGGAUCUUAGUAAAAGCCCUAAGAGUGUGAAGAAACUUCUUCCCAAGCGCAAGCCAGAGAGGAAACAGUCUGAGGAGGAAUUUGCCUCGAGGAAGAGUACAGCUGCUCUGGAGGAAGACGCCCAGAUCCUGAAAGUUAUUGAGGCUUACUGCACCAGCGCCAAAACCAGGCAGACUCUGAACUCCACCUGGCAGGGCACUGACCUGAUGCACAACCACGUGCUUGCCGAUGUGAACCGCUCCUGCGCGGACUCAACGGGCCGCCGCAGCAGCGUGUCACGGCCCGAAUUGACCUCUGACCUGUCGGAGGACUCUGACUAUGACUCCAUCUGGACCAACCACAGUUACAGGAUGGGUUCAGUGCCGCGACCGCAACGAGAAACAGGACUUCAUGUGAUCAUCCCUGGUGAGGAUAAGGUCCUAGAUGUAAGUCGCAAUGGACAAAGUGCAGCUGAAGACAAGAGCCUGGUGGAUGUGGUGUACGCUCUGAGGGAUGAGGUUCAGGAACUAAAACAGGACACUAAGAAGAUGAAGAGGUCACUGGAGGAGGAGCAGAGGGCAAGGAAGGAUCUAGAGAAGGUUGUGAGGAGGGUUUUAAAGAGCAUGAACGACCCAACUUGGGAUGAGACCAACCUGUGAGGCCGUCGCACACAAUCUCCAUCUGAAACUUUGAAAAGAGAAAAAGAAAUGCGUAUAUGUGGACUUGCUUCUGUUGUGCGCACACGUUAAGGCUGGUUGUGUGAGUGAGAGCAAGAGUGCAUCUGUAAACAGGUAAUUGUGUACUUGUUUGACAUGGAUGCAUGUGUGUGUACUUUAAGCAGGAUGUCAAUACAGCCCCUUUCAAGACCAGAACCACUCAACAGCAUCGACCAUCUAUUCCACAAUAACAUUCCUUGAACAGCAAGCAAGAGGGCGAGGACAUCACACCCUUCAACAUUCAUCAUCCCCGGUCUAUGGCCUUGAUCAGUGUGGCCAAAGAGAAACCAGGGCGAGAUUCUCUCCGUCUGUUUACAAUCAUACAUCAGGAUGCUGUCCACUGGUACAUAAAUGGUACAUUAAUGGUUGUCAUGGUUACAAAGCCCUUUGGACAACUCUGAACUUGAACCAUGCCAUUUCCGCAUAACCGCUCUUAUGUUAUUUAAUUUUUUUAUGAAUUUACUUUUGUUGGGUCUCUUUCCAUGACAUAAGCUUAACGAAAGUCUGUGCCAGGAUACAUGUUUCUUGUCUUUUCAUCUUUAUUGUUUGACCAUUUUGCGGUUUUACUUAAUUUCUGGGCAUCCUAAGGGAAGUGUACAGAUAUUAACCCGGUACUGUAUAUUGUAAAUACUGCUAAAAGAUGAGCCUCUGUCCUUUGGGAGAAAUAAAUGUGUUUUUAGAAGAUGA
Platichthys flesus (European flounder) is the source of this 3350-nucleotide messenger RNA. It is a transcript of the gene arhgef7a, whose product is annotated as Rho guanine nucleotide exchange factor (GEF) 7a. Gene Ontology annotation, molecular function: guanyl-nucleotide exchange factor activity; protein binding. Bases 24 to 2606 code for a protein of 860 amino acids. The transcript is spliced from 22 exons. NCBI's taxonomy places the organism in Eukaryota, Metazoa, Chordata, Actinopteri, Pleuronectiformes, Pleuronectidae. The record is from RefSeq and is a predicted model, not a curated record.